AUGCGGCUCCUAUUCCUGGCGGCGCUGCGGCGGCACACGGGCAACGCAGUCACCGCCCAGCGCGUCCGGGACCAUCUAGAAGCUGCAGGUCAUGUGUGCAUUCUGAAAGAUGCCUUUGACUUUGAAAGUCCAUCUGAAAUCUCAAGCUUCAUCAAGGCAGAGAACUUGGAGGCAGCUGUGGCUCUGCAUUUGUACAGAGGAGGCAGACUUUUGCAAGGUAAUGGAAUUCCUUUUGGAAUCAUCUUUGGUGGAACUGAUUUAAAUGAAGAUGUUAACCAGGGAGAUAAAAACAAAGUGAUGGGAAAAGUCCUUGAAGAAGCCAGAUUUGCGGUCGCUUUCACGGAGUCAAUGAAGGAAACGGCCCAAAGACAGUGGCCACAUGCUAAGGAUAAGAUCUAUGUCCAGAGUCAAGGAAUUGCAACAGUGCCGAACACUGCCUUUAACUGGAAUACUUUUCUUCAGUGUUCAGAGAUUAACCAAAGUGCUGACAAUCUACACGUGUUUCUCCUGAUCUGUGGACUCAGACAAGUGAAAGACCCUCUCUAUUUGGUGGAUGCAUUCUCCGAAUGGCAUCAAGAAGAGGCCAACGUUUACAUGGUUAUUGUUGGUCCUGAAGUCGAUCCAGUCUUCACAAGGGAAGUGAAGGCCAAAGUAAAGAGGAGCCCUGGGGUACGACUGAUCAGGGAGAUGGCUCAGGAAGACCUCCAUGCUGUCAUGAAGAAUUGCUUCGCGCUGGUGAAUAGCUCUGUCUCUGAAGGCAUGUCAGCUGCAAUUCUGGAGGCAAUGGAUUUGGAAGUCCCGGUGUUGGCGAGGAACAUCCCUGGAAACGCCGCAGUGGUGAAGCAUGAAGUUACAGGAUUGCUGUUUUCAGACCCUCAGGAGUUUGUUCAGCUGGCAAAGAGACUGGUGAGCGAUCCGGCAUUAGAGAAAAAAAUUGUGGCCAACGGAAAGGAGUAUGUGAGAAAGUAUCAUUCGUGGCAGGAGGAGAGACAGACCUACAGGCAGCUGGUCAGGACGCUGGAGAGAAGCACUGAGGACUAA
This is a messenger RNA of Budorcas taxicolor (takin), 1041 nucleotides long. It is a transcript of the gene GLT1D1, whose product is annotated as glycosyltransferase 1 domain containing 1. Bases 1 to 1041 code for a protein of 346 amino acids. The transcript is spliced from 12 exons. The record is from RefSeq and is a predicted model, not a curated record. Gene Ontology annotation, molecular function: glycosyltransferase activity. Lineage: Eukaryota; Metazoa; Chordata; Mammalia; Artiodactyla; Bovidae.